GGGGCAGUACGUGACUAGUUAUGUUGGCAUAAUGCGAGAGGAUAUUAGGCAUCGAGUGACCUAUUGUUAGGUAUUGUGAGACUGAAAGUGCAUGACUUGUGUAAUUUAUCUCUCGGUUUGAGGCUUUUAUUGAGUAGUUUGUAGGCAUUGCAUGACUAUUUUUAUGUAUUGCGCGCAUGUUAUGUAUUGCGUGACAUUGGGUCGUUAUGUGACCAGUUAUGUUGGCAUAAUGUGAGGAGUUCUUUCUUUUUUACAUUGGGCUCUAUGCAUAAGGCGUUUCUGAGAAUAGAUCUCCCCAUAUUACGCAUUGAGUGAGUUAUAAUUAUUGGGUAUUGCGAGAGUGGAGAUGCGUGACUUGUGCAAUUUAUCUCUUAUUUUGAGGCUUUUUUUCACUCAUUUGUAGAUACUGCAUGACUGGUUUUUAUGUAUUGCGUGACUAUUGUUAUGUUUUGCAUUACAUUAGGCCGUUACGUGACUGGUUAUGUUUGCAUAAUGCGUGGGUGGAUGUUAAGCAUUGAGUGACUUAUUAUUAGGUAUUGCUAGACUGGCGGUGCGUGAUUUGUGAAAUUCAUCACUUGUUUUGAGGCUUUUGUUAACUAGUUUUUAGACGCUGUGUGACUGUUUUUAUGUAUUGCGUAACCUGUUGUUAUGUUUUGCGUGACAUUGAGCUGUUACGUGACUGGUUAUAUUGACAUAAUGUGAGUGGAUAUUACGCAUUGAGUGACUUAUUAUUAGGUAUUGCGAGACUGACAGUGCGUGGCUUGUGCAAUUCAUCUCUUGUUUAGAGGCUUUUGUUCACUAGUUUUUAAGGUCUGCAUGAAUGUGCAUUAGAAUGCGACACUUAUUUUCUGUUAAAUUUCAGCAGCUUGUGAAAUAUGACUUAGGCAUUGUGUAAGUGGUUUUUAUGCAUUGAGGGGUAAUUUUUGAUAAAUUGACUGAUUGUGACACUUAUUUUCUGUUAAAUUUCAAUGACUUGUCAAAUAUGAAGCUUAUGAUUACUUACGACGAUCAUUGGGUCGAUGACACUUACAAGGGUGGUGAGACAUGAGUGAGGGCUGUUAGGGGUGAGUUGUCAUUUUCAGGCCUACUAAAGCUAGUUGAAGAGGUUGUUGGGGUCAACUUACAUAAUAAUGAAAUCGAGCUACAUGCAUUGCUCAGUUAUGCCGCAGGCCUUUCGCGCGCAGUUAUCAGGGAUGAUGACAAUGUAGCAAGUGUUCUACGAGGUGAGAGGGUAGUUGUUGUAUUUAUGACAGUUAAGGCAGGAAAUGCAAACGAUAUUCCACAUGAUCAUGGUAUCGAACAUAAUAUCACUUACAACAGAAUGUUAAUUAUUUUGACCUACCACACCACGUAUUUUCGAACCAACAACCAUGGCAAUCACGGUUGACGUAUCCUAAUGAGUUUGAGCAGGCCGGUACACACAUAAGGUGUAUGCAAAUGAUGUCUGCACAAUUCCGAUCGAAAUGUGGAUCGAAUGAAAUACUUGGUACUUUGCAACAAACGCAACUGUCGCACGAAAAUCCAUUGGGUCCAUUGUCAUUCGCACAGGACAUUGUAAUGGUUGUGAGUGAUGAGGAUGCAUCUAAUAAGAUUGAAGAUGAUGUUGAAGAGGAUGACAUGGCGGAUUGAAACGAUGAGUUGCAUGAUGACUGUGAAGAUGAUCAUGUUGGUAGACAUGAUGACGGUUCAGAGGACGACAGGGGUGAGCACAUCGACAUUGGGGAUUACAAUCAUGCAUAUGGCAGUAUAGGACACGCCACAACUGUUGUGUUAGAAGAGGUUUAAUUCGAGGACCAUGCCACAACUGUUGAAUUAGAAGAUGUAGAGGGUAUCGACCUUAUUUAUGACAAUGACAUCGCACUUGAUAAGGACAUUCGUUCGCUUGAUGAUAGUGAUUAAGAGAAGGUAAAUACAGGGGUAUUUAGUCAAUGGAUUAUUCCCGGGGUGGAUAUGAUAUCCUUCAAAACAGUUGCGACUAAUGAUUCCAAAUCAAUUGACGACCACUUAUCUCGAAAAAAUGUUUCCAUCGAAUGCUGAAUUGAAACGAGCUUUGAGCAUGUUGCCACUAAAAUAACAUUUUGAGGUCAGAGUUAAAAAGUCAUGUCAUGCUCGUUUUGAGGUUGGUUGCAAGGAGAAGGCAUGCAAGUUUGCAUUGCGUGCAACGAAGUUGCCUAAGGGAGAAUAUUGGCAACUUCGAAUGGUGUAGAAGGUACACACAUGUACUAUUAAUGGUUUACAUUGUGGGUACCGAAUUGCGAGCGCAAGGUUAAUUGGUGAGCUUAUCUUCACCAGGCUACACGAAAAUUAUGUAACCCCAGUGAGACCUAAGGAAAUAAUGGAAGAGAUGAAUCGCAAAUGGGGAUUGCAAUGCCUAUAUGGUAAGGUGUGGCAAGCGAAGGAGUAUGCAAAGAGUCUUGUGUUCGGUCCCUUGAAAGAGUCAUUCCAACUCCUCCUUUCGUAUUUUCAUAUGUUGGAACGUGAAAAUCUCCGUACCGUCACGAGUGUUGCUACGAAUGGGGAACAACGAUUCAAAUAUUGUUUUUGGGCAUUCAGCUCACGUAUCCGGGGGGUCAGUGUUGUAAUGCAACCUGUAGUUGCUAUCGAUGCCACACACCUGAAAGACAGAUUCAAGCGUAUUCUGUUUGUUGCAAUAUGCAAAGAUGCGAAUGAGCAGAUAUAUCCAGUUUCAUUUGGCAUUGACCACGUGGAGGAUGAAGAGUCUUGGUCUUAGUUUCUUAACCAAUUAUGUCGUGCAAUUGGUUGUCCUGAAAAUGUAAUGUUCAUUUUUUAUCAGCAUAUUGGCAUUAAGAAUACAGUUGAGAAAAUGUAUAAGGAUGCGCAUCACGGUCUAUGCCAUUACCACUUAGGAAAAAACAUUAAAAACAUGUUCAAGCGUGAAGAUGUUGGCGUGAUAUUCACGGUGGCAGCCAACUGCUAUAGGCUUGUCGAUUUUAACAGACAUAUGAAUCAGCUGAAACAGGUUUGCAAACCUAUUUAUGACCUCCUUAUGAGAUUAGGCCCUAAGAGAUGGGCACGUGCACGGUCACCAGUAAGGCAAUACAAGCUAAUAACAUCAAACAUUGCGAAGUAUAUUAACUCCUGCCUUAGGCACGCAAGGAAAAUGCCAAUAACUGUCCUGAUAGAGUGCAUCAGAGACAUGUUCCAACAUUGGUUCCAUGACCGGCACAAUGAGGCAUUGAAUUUGACCAUGCCCUUCAGCUUUUGGGCAAUUGAUCUAUUGAACAAACGGUUCAAUGAAGCAUGUCACUUUUUUGUACAACCAAUUAAUCGAAUGGAGUUUCAAGUUAUAGGCGGGACUAAGGACGCAGUCAUCAACCUGUGCACGAAGGCGUGUUCAUGCAAUGAGUUCCAAUCUGAUUUACUCCCCUGCACACAUGCCAUGCCGACAAUAAGUAAGUGCAAACAUGCAGCCAUUGAAUUCUGCUCGAACUAUUACUUUACUCGGUCUUGGGUGGAUGGAUAUGCGGUUCCCAUUCGCUCGGUUGGGCAUCCCAGUAAGUGGGACAUCCCCCAUGACGUUAAACAAAUAGUGGUUUUGCUACCAACCUGGCAAGGUCAAGCAGGAAGACCUAGGAGGAAAAGGAUUCUAUCAAUUGGGGAAGGCAGUCGACGACAUAAAUGUUCACAAUGCAAGAGCUAUGGCCAUAAUAGACAAAAUUACCCUAUGCCGUUUGCAGGUCUUUCGACAAACACGGAAACAUCAUCUACUCAAUCAACGGCUAGACAACGACGACGACCCAAGGCAUGUUCAAUUUGCAGACAACCCGGGCACACACGAAACCACUGUCCAAUGCGGACCACAAACUUUAGAAACGUUAUAGGUGUUGUACCUAAAGAUAGUGGCCUUUCAAACGUCAGUUAUUAGGGAUUGUUUGGAUUUGGCCAUUGACAUUUGCAUUAAAUAUUACCAUUUGAAUUGGAGUAUGUCAGAGUCUGAAGAUGAUACUUUCGCUUCUGACAAUAGCCAGGAAUAAGAUAUCUUAAGAUAUUAUUUGGGUUUCAUCUAAUGCAUUGUACUUUAUAAUUUGUGUCAUUGUAAACUUUUAAAUUAAAGUAGAAAAUAUUUAAUAAUAAUAUUUGCAUGAUUAAUUCUGGCCUUCUACUUCAUAUUUUUGCCUAGAGGGAAAGAAAUUUUUAUAAUAAUAAUAGCAUUGUUUAGAUGGCUAAAGUAGAACAAUUUGUUUGAAGUAACUUUGUUUAUUAUCGCCAAUAUU
Theobroma umbraticum is the source of this 4235-nucleotide messenger RNA. RefSeq lists its product as uncharacterized. The record is from RefSeq and is a predicted model, not a curated record. Gene Ontology annotation, molecular function: nucleic acid binding; zinc ion binding. Lineage: Eukaryota; Viridiplantae; Streptophyta; Magnoliopsida; Malvales; Malvaceae.